This is a messenger RNA of Drosophila grimshawi, 3002 nucleotides long. It is a transcript of the gene sstn, whose product is annotated as basic-leucine zipper transcription factor A. The coding region runs from base 561 to 2669 and encodes 702 amino acids. The record is from RefSeq and is a predicted model, not a curated record. The transcript has 3 exons. NCBI's taxonomy places the organism in Eukaryota, Metazoa, Arthropoda, Insecta, Diptera, Drosophilidae.
UUUUUGUUCUUUAUUAGCUGUCUGCAGCAUUUUUUCUCGCAUGUUUUACUAAUUUCAUUUUCUCAAUUAGUUUUUUAUUUGUAAACUAUUUUAAAGUGACGCUUAUAUUAAUUUAGCAAUACACUGACGUAAAUGAUAAAAAAAUAUUACUCAUUCCGCCACUUAUUCGGUUUGUUGUGUUCGUGAUCAUUUGAAGUUGGGGGAAAAUUUGGCGACGCCGUGUCAACACAGCGACGCUAUGCUGCGACCGCACUUCAGCGUAGCAUAAAAACAAAAGAAAAGACGAGAAUUGCUCUUACUGGCGCUGGCUGCUCACCUCGCAUUUUCACACACACUCACGCAUACAAAGAAGGCGUUGUUUUGGUAAACAUUGCGCAUCAAAUUAAGCCAGGGCACCGCAACAUAAUUUAAGGCGGCCUAUUGGAUAAGAACGACCGCUCACCGCAACCACCCGUGCCCAGCCCUCCCCCCUGUAAAUGAAAGCAGAGCGAAACAACAGCAACAACAACAGAAACAGAACUAAACAACAAUAGCUGAGGUAAGGAGCAGAAGUCCUGGCGAUGCAAUUGAAAGCGCCAAAGAGCAGGAAUAUGGCCAGUCUGAAAGAUGAUGAAACGGCAGCGAACAAUCGACAAAGCAACAACAAUAACAACAACAACAAUAGCAAUGCUAGCACCAGCGGCAACAACAACAACAAUAAUAAUAACAAUAGCAACAAUAAUAAUAAUAAUAAUAAUAAUAAUAAUGAGGAUGCGGCAAGCAAACGAGAAUCGUUGGAGGCACGCAAACAGACGCUGGAACAGCGCCUGAGCGAGAAGAGCUGGCUGCUGCAGCAGAUCCAGAAACAGGAGACGGCAAUAAUGCAUGGCAAUUACGAGCACAUGACCCUCAAUGAGUUCUUCACCCAACUUGCACAGCAAUACAAACACGAGCAACAAUUGCAGGCACUGGCCAAGGACAAUAGCAACGCAUUGUUGCGACGCAAACAGAGCAGCAGCAGUCGUGGCGAGAUUCAGCCCGGUGGCAGUCAAAGCUAUAGCAAUAGUAGCAAUAGUAACAUUAACAAUAUUAACAACAACAAUAACAGCAACAGCAAUCGACACUCGGAGACGCAUUCGAAUCGCAGUUCCGAGUAUGAUAAUUAUCAGCCAGCUGGCUCCAACGGUGACAUGCUUGUCAUUGGCGUGGCACAGCAGCAAUCGCAGCAGCAUCCACAUGUGAAGAGCGCACUGAAGAAGCGUCCAACACCGACACCCACCAACGCCCAGUAUGCAGUACAGCGGCAACAACAGCAGCAGCCACAUGUCAUGCUGCAGCAACAUCAUCAUCAGCAACAUGCUGUCUAUUUGCAACAACAGCGCGCCCAGACGGAUGUCAUAUCGAUGUACUCGGCCAACUCAUCGAAUGUGGCCACGCUGAGGCAGCAGCAUGUGGCGCCACAGCAACCGCAACCAAUUAUUGUGCAAUGCGAUAAAUACUAUUUAUCGCCAACGCAUCAGAGCUACAACGAGGGUGGCUUCAUCAAAUCGAGUCAGAAUAUCAAGAAAUAUGUAUCGCCACUGGCGUCGCCGAGUGCUAUCAGCUAUGAGCAAUCGUCGCUGCAGCAUCAGCAGCAUCAGCGUCAACUCGAUGCCAUUUCUCUGGCGCCCAGCUACAUGUCCGUUGAAAUGGAGAGUGUGCAACACUCGCAGCAACACACGCAGCAACAGCAACAGCAGCAGCAAUAUCGCUGGCGUUCACAGUCUCAUAUUGCGGCACUGACACCGCCCCAUCCGCAUCAGAAUCAGAGCAUGACCGAGCCUAAGUCGCAUUCCAGCGAUAUGCUGGCGGCGCCACUGCCACGCUACGGCAGCAAACCCAAACCGCUCGAUGAAAUCUCGCUGUGCUCGGCCAGCGCCAGCGGCGUCACAACCACGACGAUUGAGAAGAAACUGAAGCCUAAGCAGUGGCUGGAAUCGUCGCUCGAUGGUCCGGCUGUUGUGCGUCAAAUCGAGUCGACUGCGCAUAGUCCCGUUAGUAGUGGCAGUGGCAGUGGCGCCGCCGCCGCCGCCAACAAGACGCCGCGUACAAAGCUCUCGUCGCAAUCGAUGUCGGUGUCGGGUCGUCAUUACUCCAUGUCCGCACAACGCAAUGCUCAUAAUUAUGGGCCAAGUGGGGGACAUACGGUUGCCGGCAGCUCAAAGGCACUGCUCGCCCAGCAUGCUGCGGAUGAGCGAUUUGGCAAGCUGAGUCAGUCCACCUCCUAUCUGAAUGCCAUGGAGCAGACGGUGGGCAUAUCGGCAUCGUAUCCACUCGAACCGCUCGACAUACCGCCAUUUAGAAAUCUGCCGCCCAAGCCCAACCAAAGCCAGCAGCCAACGCCGCCACCCAGGCCACCACCAGUGGGUGGCAAUAACAAUAAUAAUAAUAAUAUUAGUAGCAGCAAUAGUACGAACAGUAUUGGUGGCAAUGCGUUGAACAAUGCGUUGGUGUCGCCACCGCUGGCCGUUGUCACAGCCACAGCUGCCAGCCUGUCGCCCGAGAUACGCAUUGAGUCGCCCAAGAAUAUGACCAUUGUGCAGCAGGCCACAUUUCAGCCCUACAAGGAGGUGACCAAACCCUUCGAAAUGUCCGACUUCUACAAAUACUCAACAAAGUUCAAGCAGAAAGAGGCCGGUCGACCGGAAUGACAACAACUCCGCAUUGCCAACAUUUUAGUAUUAAUAUUGACCUUUGACUAAACCCAAUUAUGAUAUUUUUAACGUCGAUCGAUCAUAAAUAACUUUAUGCAACAUGAUGCGACACACAUCGAAUACUAAUCAAUAUUGAACUGAACUAAAAAAAAAACCCACCCACAACAAAUUGUAUAAUCGACUAAAUGCCUUAAUGAUCUGCCUUAAUUAAUCAAAAGUGUUGGAUUAUAUUUACUGAUAUUGCAUUUACAAAAACAAAAAAAAAAAACAAAAAAAAAACACUGAACUGAUGAGACGAUUUAUAAAAUACGGAUAGUAAUUGUUAAUGGU